GUACUCGUACUCGUCCCCAAAUGUUUAGUCUUAUCUAAUCCUCUCAAUAAUCGUAAAAAUCUGGUCUUACCGUAUCGAAAAACCACAUGUUGAUCUGGUCACCACGUGACGAGUAGACCUCAACCAAAUACCGGCAUUUCAGAUUUGGUAUUCCCUACCUUCAGUUGUAAGCGCAGUCGCUCACAGUAACCACGCGGCCGCACUUUGCUAUUUGCUGCGAUUGUGUUUAUGUGAAAAGUACUAUUUUUGUUUUUACCAGGUGAUUUCCUGGUAGUGCCCGUGCCGCGACAGAAUGGACGAAGACUACAGUAUAGACGCCCUUAUGGGAAAACUAGGCGAUUUUGGCAAAUACCAGGGUUUCCAGUUCUUCCUUCAUAUUCUCUCCGCUGUAACAGCUGGAAUGCACAUGCUCUCCUUAGUUACUGUCGCUGCCGUACCAAGUCACAGAUGCGCUAUUCCCAGUAUUGACUACAUCAAUGGAACAUUGAACACAUCAGCGAGUUUCUUCACUAGCCACUACAUUCCCAAACUACUAAACGGAGAAAAUGAUUCGUGCCACGUUUGGAACUCGGAUACGAACACUUCGGAAGCUUGCACCGCGUGGAUCUAUGAUAAUCAAUAUUACAAAACCUCGAGAGCUAUAGAAUGGAAUUUUGUUUGUGACAAUAAAUGGAGAGGAGCCGUCGCCCAAUCUGCAUACAUGUUGGGUGUGUUAACCGGUGCGAUAGUCUUGGGCUCCUUAGCUGACAAAUAUGGAAGGAAGCCAAUUUUUUGUAUUUCCGCAGUACUCCAACUUAUUUUAGGAGUUGGGGUGGCCUUUAUUCCCGAGUACUACAGUUUCGUUUUCAUACGGUAUUUGUAUGGCAUCUUCGGUUCAGCUGGAAGUUAUAUUACGGGUUUUGUGUUAACCAUGGAGUUAGUUGGACCAAGCAAAAGGUCAAUAUGCGGUGUAUCUUUCCAAGCAGCGUUUGCCUUGGGAAUAAUGUUGGUAGCUGGUUGGGGAUCGUUUAUUAAAGAUAGACAAUUGUUGCAAGUUAUCUACGGAUUACAUGCAUUAACGCUAAUUCCUCACAUAUGGAUAAUGGAUGAAUCCCCAAGGUGGUUGUGGUCUAACGGAAAGUUUAAGAAAUCUGUAACCAUAGUUCAAAAAGCUUUAAAACUGAAUGGUCGUGGUAAUCAUAAUUUGGAUGUGGCCGAAUACGUAUCUAAAGGAGCCGCUGAACGUAGAACACAACCAGCUGAAAACGCAGGCGUUGCUGAUCUGUUCAAAACACCUAAUUUGAGGACAAAGACCUUAAAUGUGUGUUUAUGUUGGUUUGCAAAUUCUAUUGUGUACUAUGGUCUUUCUUUGAGUACUGGAAGCAUGAAAGGAAAUCCGUACCUCAUUAUGUUUUUGAUAGGUGCUAUUGAACUUCCCAGUUAUGUCAUAUGCGUAUAUCUUAUGGACAGAUUGGGACGAAGGUCUUUAACAGCUUUUUGUAUGCUAAUUGGAGGUAUUUGUUGCAUUGUUGCUACAAAUUUGACAAAAGGAAGUACUGAAGCCUUAGUACUAGUCAUGGGUGGUAAAUUUUUAAUUGCGUCAUCUUUUGCUAUCAUCUAUAAUUAUUCAGCUGAGCUGUUCCCCACGGUGGUAAGAAACUCUGCCAUGGGCCUUGGUUCAAUGGCAGCUAGGUUAUCAGGUGCAAUGUCCCCAAUAUUGUUAAUGUUCGACUCCUUGGAUCCACGUCUACCAUCAACACUGUUUGGCGUUAUUUCUUUGAUCUCUGGCACAUGGGUUCUUUUCCUACCAGAAACAUUGAAUAAACCAAUGCCACAAUCAUUGGAUGAUGGUGAACAAUUUGGAAAAGGAGAUACAUUUUUCAGUACUGUGUGCAGGAAAAAUAAUGAAACACCAACUGAACAACCCAUGACAACUAAACCAGUUUCUGAACAGCAACAACCUUUAAAAUAAUAAAUUCGUUACAAGACUAGUUAAAGACAUGCGUUAAUGUGAUAAAGGCUGUAAAUUAGUCUGCAAUAUUAAAGAAUUUUAUAGCGACAUAAUUAAAAACAAAUGGUUAUGCGCAUGUAUAAAUUAUGCAGCAUAAUGUUGUAUAAUUGAUCACGUAUAUCAUAUUUUUAUACUAAGGUGUACUUGUUAAUAUUUUAUGUAAAUUUUGUUUUUUGUAUGCAAAUCAUAACCUAUUUAUUUAAAAUAGGUUUUCCAUAUAAUUUAUAUAUAUAGAAUAAUUUAUUUAAAUAUAAAUAAAUGUUAAUAAUAGUAGGAUACUCAAUUGAAUCAAUUUUUUUAGUUUAAUUAUGUACAAUACAUUUUAUGAAAAGAA
Messenger RNA from Aethina tumida (small hive beetle), 2324 nucleotides. RefSeq names its product organic cation transporter protein. Gene Ontology annotation, cellular component: membrane. NCBI's taxonomy places the organism in Eukaryota, Metazoa, Arthropoda, Insecta, Coleoptera, Nitidulidae. Gene Ontology annotation, molecular function: transmembrane transporter activity. The coding region runs from base 293 to 1951 and encodes 552 amino acids. Gene Ontology annotation, biological process: transmembrane transport. The record is from RefSeq and is a predicted model, not a curated record. The transcript has 3 exons.